UUCUUUCACUUUCUGCUAGGGUUUUGCAGAAGAGAGGCCGCUCCACUCGCUCGCACCAACUCCAAUGUCUCCAUUGAGCUCCGAUCAGGUCCUGAAGGACAACAACACUCGUGAUCCUUCCGCCAUUGAAGCUCUCAAACUCACCCACCGAGCUCUCUCCGAUGUUUCGUUCUUGUGCGACUUCAAGAACUUGGCGAGGCUCGAUCUUAGGCUCAACAAGCUCACUUCUCUUGAGGGUUUGAAGCUGUGCACGAAUUUGAAGUGGUUAUCGGUUGCGGAAAACAAAUUGGAGAGUUUGAAAGGAAUCGAAGCGCUUUCUAAGCUCACUGUCUUUAAUGCGGGCAAGAACAAACUUAAGUCCAUGGAAGAAGUUAGAUCUAUUACGAGUUUAUGUGCAUUAAUUUUAAAUGAUAAUGAGAUAAGUUCAAUAUGCGGGCUUGAUAAAAUGAAACACUUGAACACUCUUGUUCUUUCCAAAAACCCAAUUGGUGAAAUUGGUGAUUCUUUACUGAAGCUAAAAUCUAUCACGAAGCUAUCUCUUUCUUAUUGUCAGCUUCAGAAUAUAGGCACUUCACUCAAGUCAUGUGUUGAACUGAAAGAGCUCAGACUUGCUCACAAUGAUAUCAAGAGUCUCCCAGCUGAGUUGGUUCAUAAUAAGGACCUUCAAAAUUUGGAUUUGGGUUAUAAUGUGAUCACAAGGUGGUCAGAUCUUAAGGUUCUUGAUUCAUUUGCUAAUCUUAGAAGUCUAAAUCUGCAAGGGAAUCCUAUUGCUGCAAAUGAAAAAUUAGUGAAAAAGAUAGGAAAAAUAUUGCCAAACUUGUGUGUAUUCAAUUCGAAACCAAUAGAAAAAUAUGCCAAGAAUGAGAAGGGUGACAAGAUUGUCAAUGACUCUUCACUUGGUGACAAAAACCUAGAAACUCAAACAGAACACAAGAGAGAUCGCAUCAAGAAAAAGGACCCCAUAGAUCCUGUCAUGGAUGAAGAAAUGGAUGCUAAUCUUAAUAGUGUUAGUGAUUUUGAUACGAAGAAGAAAUCCAAAGGGAAAAAGCUGGGAAGUAGUGACAAUGCCUUGGAAGUUCUGACCCAUGAGGAUGAGAAAAGAGACGAGGUCAAGAAAAAGAAAUCCAAACAUCAUCUCCCCGAUCAGAGUAAGAUUGACAAGCUUGAAAAUGAUCCCGUUUCGGAGAAGCAACCAAAACAGAAAAGUGAAGUAAAGAAUGAGAAGCUUCAAAAGAGAAAAGGUUCAUUCAAGGACGAGAAUGAUGCUGAUGCCAAAAAGAAAGCAAAGAAAAUAUCCACAGUGAGAAGCAGUGAACUGGAUGUUAUCGAUGAGAGUGAUGCCUUGCUUGCAGAGCUUCUUGCUGCUAACAACACAGAACGCCCCAAAUAUGAAGAGGAAAAGGUUAUUGGCAAUGCUAGCCAAGCCAUGAAGUCGGCAAGUGGUGUGGUAGCCCUCUCUGGUAAGAGGAAGAAAGCUAAAUCCCAAGGCUCAGGUUCUGUCCCAGAACUUCCACCCGUAGUUGAAGUUGGUUUGGGUGGUACAUCAACAUGGGGAGACGAGUAACUUCACAUCAGAGUUCGAAAAUGCUCGGCAACCGUGAAAAGCUUUUUGGCAAAGUUUUUAGAUUUUCUCUUGCUGGUUUUAAGUUUGCAGACCAACUUGACAAGAAGUAUCCAAAAAGUGGGAUUAAGACUCUUUUUCGGAGGUCGCCGUUGAAGCUACAAGAUUGCAUCGUAGUUGAGCUGCCUUUGACUAUGUGAUUAGUAGAAAAUUCACAUUGUCGAAUCGUUCUUGUUGACUUUGAUAAUAUUCAAGAGCUGAUAAGUCAAACAGCUAGGAAUUUUUCUCCUCGAGGCUCCACUAGGAUAUGGUAGUUGGCAUAUUCAUGCCAAUGUCGCAUGUUGAGGGACAACGCUUUGCCGCGCUCUAAUUAUACCUUACGGAAAAUGUGAUCGAAAGGGGUUUAUUUUAUUUUUGAAAGUUUUGGGAUGUGGCACAGAUGUUUAUUAUCGCUGCCAGUGAGGAUGGAGGGAACUUUAUUACUUCUUUCAUUUAUUUAUGUAUUUAUUAUUUGUUUUUGCGAAUUCAUUGGCAUUAUAGUUUUGUUUGUCAUUUGAAGUUAUGCUUCGAUAGAAUGA
Messenger RNA from Morus notabilis, 2139 nucleotides. RefSeq names its product leucine-rich repeat-containing protein ODA7. NCBI's taxonomy places the organism in Eukaryota, Viridiplantae, Streptophyta, Magnoliopsida, Rosales, Moraceae. The transcript has 10 exons. The record is from RefSeq and is a predicted model, not a curated record. The coding region runs from base 65 to 1564 and encodes 499 amino acids. Gene Ontology annotation, molecular function: protein binding.